CCUUUCCUUUUCCAUCUAAACCCAACCGACCCCCUCAAAUCAAAUUCUCUACAUAUCGAAUCGAUUUCAAUCAAAUCAACGCCCUUUCAAUCUAGCAGUCAUCUAUUUCAGUGAGGAGUUCACCUGCAACGAAGACGAUGUCGAGUGUACCUUCAUCGGCUUCGAGCUCCGUCUCGGUCCCGGGUUCGAACCCCACCGCCGUUUCCUCGCAGUUCACGUACUCCAAUGGUUCUUACUUUCCGAUGCCGUUCCACCUCCAACAACAACCACCACAGCCACAACAGUACGUUGCUGGUCCUCCGCCUGCCGUGCAGAUUCCCACGCCACCUGCGGUCUAUCCGGCUCCGGCCUCCCUCCCCGGGGUUUACUCGCUGCCGCAGUACCAACAGGCCCAGCAGUUGUUCCAAAGGGAUGCACAGACAAUCACACCUGAAGCUCUUGAGAGUGUAAAAGCUGCCCUAGCAAACAGUGAAAUUGAGCACAAGGCAGAAACGAAGAAGAAAGCAAUUCCUCGUAAAGCUGCAGGGCAGUCUUGGGAGGAUCCAACUCUUACAGAAUGGCCAGAAAAUGAUUUUCGUCUAUUUUGUGGUGAUCUUGGAAAUGAGGUGAAUGAUGAUGUUUUGUCAAAAGCAUUUUCACGAUUUCCUUCAUUUAACAUGGCGAGGGUUGUCAGAGAUAAGCGCACUGGCAAAACCAAGGGCUAUGGAUUUGUUAGUUUUGCCAACAUUACAGACCUUGCGGCGGCACUUAAAGAAAUGAAUGGUAAAUAUGUUGGAAAUCGGCCAAUCAAACUACGCAAGAGCAACUGGAGAGAGAGGACAGAUUUUGAAGCCUUGGAAAGGCAAAAGAACCACACUCAAAAGAAACCAAGGUUUCCUAAGAAGAGUGUGUUGCAUAAGUGAGGACCCAACAAUGAUGGUAGCCAAACUCACUGAGGGGUCAAGUUCUGAAAUUCUUUAGGUGCAAUGCGAAUGUGAACACUUGUCAGAUGAAUGAGCCCUUCAGUUCUGCUUCCACAGGCAUCCGCUCAUAAGAUAAGACCGUCGUCCUCAAACAUUUAAUCAAGUCUACUGCAAGAUUCGUUUUCGCAGUUGAAUUUGUGUAUUGGUAAAUACUUUGGUUUUCGAUGAAAGGUAUACACUGAAUGGUGAAGUUGUAAACUGAAUAAAGUUUUUUUUAAUAUACUAGACUUGUUGAAGGCA
Cornus florida is the source of this 1202-nucleotide messenger RNA. RefSeq lists its product as uncharacterized. The transcript is spliced from 7 exons. Gene Ontology annotation, molecular function: mRNA binding. Bases 138 to 902 code for a protein of 254 amino acids. Lineage: Eukaryota; Viridiplantae; Streptophyta; Magnoliopsida; Cornales; Cornaceae. The record is from RefSeq and is a predicted model, not a curated record.